CCACGCACCACGGCAAUGCUGAUAUGUUGCCGCAGCCAGGCUGUCUCGCGCGGAGCUCUCCGCUGCGCUGCCUGACGCGCCUGCCGAUGUCCUGCACCAGGUAGCUUGAGGCAUGGGUCUCCACGGCAGGAGGCGUGAAUUCGUAGCGCAGGGCGAGGGCCGCGUUGCGUUGGUAUUUACGGUCCUUGCUCGGCCGGCUUCGCCAGCUGUAGAAGGUAAGCUGAGCGCAAUGGAAGGAAAUGAAGGAGCAGGAAGUGGAGGGGGAAACGGUGAGGGAGAGGAAGGAGGAGGAAGGGAAGGAGCACCACUUCUUAACGAAGAUCUGAAUGAAGCAACUACGGGAGAGGCGGUGCAAGAGGAGGGCAUGGUUCCCGAGACGCAGGAGGACACGCUCAUCUCCCGAAAGAUGUCCCUCUCGCAGGACUCAGGCAGCGUGGAGCGAGGCCUGUGGCAGAACAAAUGGGAUUACUUCCUCUCCGUGGCGGGCUUUGCCAUCGGACUGGCCAAUGUGUGGCGCUUCCCUUACCUCUGCUACAUGAACGGCGGGGGAGCUUUCCUGAUACCAUACGUGCUCACGCUAGUGCUGAUCGGCCUCCCCUUGUACUUGCUGGAGUCUUCACUGGGCCAGUUCACCUCCUCGUCUUGCCUCACUCUGUACCGUGUGUGUCCUAUCCUCAAGGGCGCGGGCUACGCAACCUUCCUGGUGAACCUGGUGUUUGUGACGGUGUACAACGUGAUCAUCGCUUACCCACUUGUCUACCUCUGCCAUUCCUUCACCAGCAUCCUCCCGUGGUCCACUUGCGACAACACGUGGAAUAGCCCGGAGUGCAGCGGCACGGAGAAUUACUACAACUUCACUCUCAACUCCAGCGAUGCCGCCCCGCCCUCCCCGGCAGACGAAUUCUUCCAUAAGCACAUUCUAGAGCUGUCUGGGAGCAUGACGGAGCUGGCGGGGUUCCGGUGGCCAGUGGUUGGCGCCUCUGUGUUCACGUGGGUGUUCGUCUUCCUCUGCGUCUUCAAAGGCAUCAAUGUGUUCGGCAAGGUCGUUUGGUUCACCGCUACGUUCCCUUUCAUCAUGCUCUUCACGCUGCUCUUCCGUGGCCUCACGCUGCCCGGGGCCUGGGACGGCAUCUACUUCUACCUAAACCCAAACUUCGCCAAGCUGACUGACCUCAAGGUGUGGGCGGCAGCUGCGGCUCAGAUCUUCUACUCGCUGGGGCCUGGCUGGGGGAUCUUGACCUCGCUCGGCUCUUACAACAAGUUCCGGAACAGGUGCCAGCGUGACGCCCUGGUGGUGCCGCUGCUUAACUGCUUCACCUCCAUCCUGGCGGGCUUCGUGGUGUUUUCCGUGCUGGGCUUCAUGGCUCACCGCACCGGCACAUCCGUGGAGAAUGUGACUGCUGCUGGUCCGUCCCUUGUGUUCAUAACGUACCCUGAGGCACUGUCCCUGAUGCCCUUCGCUCCUCUCUGGGCUGUUCUGUUCUUCCUUAUGAUCUUCUUCCUUGGUAUCGACUCAAUGAUUGCCCACAUUGAGAACCUGACCGUGUCUCUGGUGGACGAGUACCCGAGGCUGCGGCCCCAUCGGAGCCUGGUGACCUUCGUUGUUUGUCUGGUGGACGUGAUGGUGUCCCUCCUCUUCUGUACCAGGGGUGGGAUGUACUGGCUGGCGCUAGUGGACUGGUACAGCUCCUCCUACACCCUCAUUCUGAACUGUCUGUGUGAGAUUCUUGUCUUCGGAUUCAUUUAUGGCGCCGGGAAGACGGUGCGGGACCUGCAGAUGAUGACUGGCGAGAGGGUUAACUACUUCUGGUAUGGCUCGUGGCUGGUGGUGACGCCCCUCGGAAUUCUGUUUAUCUUCAUCAACACGGUGGUGAGCAGCGCCCCAGCAAGUUACCGCGGGCAGGAACUGCCGGGCUGGGCGCAGAGCAUCGGCUGGUUAACCGCUGUCACCUCCAUGGCUGCUGUUCCUCUCUACAUUGUGUACUACCUCACGUGUGGCUCUAAAGGCAACCCAUGCAAGCGCCUCAAAACCGGUUUCACGCCCAAGGAAUCAUGGGGUCCCGCCAGCGAGUCCCACAGGGAGGAAUGGCUGGCCCUGUGUCGCCAGGAACCCCUCCGUAAUCGCUUCCUACAUCCAGACUUGAGCUACCCUCACCCGCGGCCGGGUUCCUCCGACACCGUCCCGCUAAAGUCCCCCAGAGCAGAUCAGUCUCCUGUCAAGAACAAAGCAUCUAAGAGAGUUCAAGUCUGACGGCAAGAUGCUGAUCUGAGAUGAGGGCGACGAGUCCUAGCCCACCGCCACCCACGCACUUCACGUAAAAGGUCACUGUCAGCGUCCUGGCGUCUUCCUAGUCGUCGUCGUUGUCAUUGUCGUUGUCGUUGUCAUGGCCAUCAUUGUAAGAAGCCUGCUGAUCUGUAUAUAUAUCAGGCUGUCGAAGGAAGCCGUUCCUCACCCUGCGGCAUAUUCAUUCUCCACCUUAAGGUCACACGCUGUCAGUCACCUUACACUUCAGUUUUGUGCUGCUGUUCCAUCCUUGUCAUCUCACUCGUAGUCAUGAAAACAAUAAUGUUAGUUUUAGCAGGCAAUUUUGGUAUGAUGCACUACCAUGUAUGAUACACACACACACACACACAUAGCAUCAAAUAUAUAAUGACUGCUGGCGUGGGCAGAAAUGAGAAUCGAAUCGAGCUCUUUCUGACGAAAUCUUAUUGGUAGAUUUUAUUUCUUAUGUUGAUAAGUCCUCGGGAACAAUUCAAUCUUAAAUACUAAAAUCCAAGAAAUCAUCAAGACUGAUUUCGAUAAGUACAACACAGUAGUACGUGUCAGCCGUUACAAACUUGUGGCUUUUAGACUCUCUUGAGGAUCGACUUGUGUUGCCGCAGCUGAUCAAGAACUGCACGUGUUCACGGCUGCCUGCGCUCCUGGCGCCCAGAUGUUACUAGUAUUUUUUUGGUGAUGGCAUGUAGACCAUCGCCUCAAUGCAUCCGUUUCAUGCCACACUUGCGGCACUGUGGCCACCCACUGGUGAUUGCCGACGUUACCUGCUCCGUAUUAUCCCCUCUCCUCUUCCUCCUCCUUCUUCUUUCUCCUCCUCCUCUUUCUCUCCAUCCUCCCACUUCUCCCCCACCCUCAACCUACUCCUCAUCAUCAUCCUUACCCUCCCCCUCAUCCUCCUCUUCUUCCUUCUGAUCCUCCUCCUGCUUGGAAGCGAAUCCUGUGAUCACCUUAUUGCAAAGUUUCCACUCACUUUUGCUCUCAUAUUUGCACGUGUUGUUUUAAUGGUUUGAUUGACACUUACAUAACUUCCUCGGUACGUUAAACGAACACUAAAGUCUUCACCUGCUACUCACACGAAACUUUCCGGCCAUCGAGGUCCACGUCUUACUUAUUCGUAAGACAUGAAUAGGGAAGCGUACAGAAAAUGCUGGUAUAGAGGGUCAAUAAUGAUACACUUGAGUAAUUGCUGUCAAACACGUAGUGAGUAUCAUUGGUGGGUCUUAUUGCGAUAAUGUAUCGCGAUGGUGUAUCGUAUCGCGAUAACGAUAUCGGGUUAUCCGUUAUGCGAUAAUUAUUUUCCUGCGCUAUCGAUUCAUCGGUAUCGUCGAUACUGUUAGUUCCAAACUAGCGAUAAUCGAUAAUUUUAAUUUUUGGAACAUUAGCAUGUUGAGGUUUGUAACUUUUAAAACAAAAUGUAGCUAUUUGAUUUAAAACAGUGCUUUUCAUUAGUGAAGAGGCAGGACAAACAUUGAAUUUCAAUUUUUUUCUAAUAUUUUUCUAAGUGUUCUAAGAUAAAGAUAAAAAUAAAGAUUUGAAUUUUUCGAUUUUUUUAUUUGGAACAUCAAUAUCGUUAUCGCUAGUAUCGGAAUUUUGGAUCUAAAGAUUUAUAGGUUAUCGGUUAUCGGCGACAAAAUUAUCGCUAGUUAUCGAUUACACUAUGAAACACGAUUUUUCUCUUUGACAAGCAGGUGUUAUUUUCCAACUCUUUCCAUUACAAAACAAUAGAAAAUUAUUAUUCCUGUCAAACUUUGCUUUUGUGGAUUUCAGAAUAUUUUUUUUGCCCCAAAGUAGCUAAAUUUCACCAUUUUCACCAUUUUUGGACAGAAAAAAAAUUCAAAUGACACAAAAAUUAUUUCAAGACUUCUGAAACUAAUUUUAGAAUUAAAAAUGAACAGUUUUUCUUGAUUUGUGUGAAUACAACAAGUCACUUUCACGUAUGAGCCGCAAAUGUAGUCUCCCAUCAUGUUUUCAUUGAAGGAUCCCUGAUAUCUCUGUUCAAAGUUCAUUAUAUCUUAAUGGAAGCGCUCCCCUUGUUCCUCUGAAUAUGCUCCCAUAGUCUCCUUGAAGUUGCUGAGGUGAGCAUUUAGGAUAUAGACCUUCAAUAACGUUUUCUUUGGCUGGUCACUUGCACAUUGUCAUCAAGUAAAUCCCAUUCCUUCAACCUUGAAAUCAAAAGCUCACCAUUUGACUUUGUCAAACCAAGAUCUCUGAUGAGGUUAUUAAGGUCUCUCUGGUUUGGGUAACAAGGAUUCCUCUUAACUACAACUGUAUCUGUGAUGUCACAGUCUUCCUCUCUGUUUAGCUAAUCUUCUGACUUGCAGCUUUCUUCUGAUGGUGGAAUUCUUUCUGGAGGAGCUGGUACAGGAAGAACAGCACUGUGUGGUACUGGUGCAAUGGAAGAUGAAAUGUCUGGAUAGAAAACAGCAGAUGCAUUUUUCCCAGAUCGGCGUUUGGAAGGAUCCACCGUGCAGAAAAAGCAGUCAGCUGAGUGAUCAGUAGGUUCACGCCACAUUCUAGGAACAGCAAAUUCCAUGGCUCUGUUUUCCCCUCUAUACCAUCCUGUAAAAGAACAACAGUAUGAGUUUCUGUUAAACUUAUCUUAUUUUUAUUCUUAAUUCUUAAUUGAUUUUACUCUUGAAAAAAAAAAUAACAGCUAUUUUACCUUUUAGUGCUCUCUUACAAUGCUUACAAGUAAAAGAGGUGCCCAGGUCUUGUCUUGGUCCCCAACUGGCACAGCAAAAUAUGCUUUAUAAGCUUCACGCAUUUUUUCCAGAUGCUGUCACACAGAACUUCUUUGCUCUUGUCUUGAUGAAUUGAGCACGUAUGUAGCAGAAUGCAUCUAGAGAAUGACUGCAGCCUCUUGAUGCCAUUCCACCUCUAGUGAUGUGCUCUCAGGCAGCUAAAGCAGAAUUGAUUGGUGGUCUGCAAGCCCCUACUUUUAUAUUGUCAAGACUUUGGUGAAACUUUUGCUGUUGCCUUGGACAUAUCAAAAGCCUUUGAUAGAGUCUGGCACAAAGCUUUGAUUUCCAAACUACCCUCCUACGGUUUCUAUCCUUCUCUCUGUAACUUCAUCUCAAGUUUCCUUUCUGACCGUUCUAUUGCAGCUGUGGUAGACGGUCACUGUUCUUCUCCUAAAUCUAUUAACAGUGGCGUUCCUCAGGGUUCUGUCCUGUCACCCACUCUCUUCUUAUUAUUCAUUAAUGAUCUUCUAAACCAAACUUCUUGUCCUAUCCACUCCUAUGCUGAUGAUACCACCCUGCACUUUUCCACGUCUUUUCAUAGACGUCCAACCCUUCAGGAGGUAAACAUAUCACGCAGGGAAGCCACAGAACGCCUGACUUCUGAUCUUUCUAAAAUUUCUGAUUGGGGCAGAGCAAACUUGGUAUUGUUCAAUGCCUCAAAAACUCAAUUCCUCCAUCUAUCAACUCGACACAACCUUCCAGACAACUAUCCCCUCUUCUUCAAUGACACUCAACUUUCCCCUUCUUCUACACUGAACAUCCUCGGUCUGUCCUUUACUUAUAAUCUGAACUGGAAACUUCACAUCUCAUCUCUAGCUAAAACAGCUUCUAUGAAGUUAGGUGUUCUGAGACGUCUCCGCUAGUUUUUCUCACCCCCCCAGCUGCUAACUCUGUACAAGGGCCUUAUCCGUCCAUGUAUGGAGUAUGCUUCACAUGUCUGGGGGGGUUCCACUCAUACUGCUCUUCUAGACAGGGUGGAAUCAAAAGCUUUUCGUCUCAUCAACUCCUCUCCUCUAACUGACUGUCUUCAGCCCCUCUCUCACCGCCGCAAUGUUGCAUAUCUAGCUGUCUUCUACCGCUAUUUUCAUGCCAACUGCUCUUCUGAUCUUGCUAACUGCAUGCCUCCCCUCCUUCCACGGCCUCGCUGCACAAGACUUUCUUCUUUCUCUCACCCCUAUUCUGUCCACCUCUCUAACGCAAGAGUUAACCAGUAUUCUCAAUCAUUCAUCCCUUUCUCUGGUAAACUCUGGAACUCCCUGCCUGCUUCUGUAUUUCCACCUUCCUAUGACUUGAAUUCCUUCAAGAGGGAGGUUUCAAGACACUUAUCCACCAAUUUUUGACCACUGCUUUGACCCUUUUAUGGGACUGGCAUUUCAGUGGGCAUUUUUUUUAUUAGAUUUUUGUUGCCCUUGGCCAGUAUCCUUCCUACAUAAAAAAAAAAAGUACUCUAAAAUAUUCUUAGUCUUUCUAGAAUGUGUUCCAGAAUGUUCUCAAUCUUUCUAGAAUAUUAUUGAACCUACUUUAGAAUAUUCUGAAUCAUUCUAGAAAAUUCUUGUAGAUUCUAGAAAAUUCUUGAUACUUCUACAUAUUUCUACAGUAUUCUAGAAAGUUCUAGAAUAUUCUGGAAGUGUUUACAUUGAAUAGAAUGUUCUAAAAUCUUCUAGAAACUUCUAAAAAGUGUCUGGUAGAACAUUCUGAAAGAUUUAAGAAAAUUUCUGAAAUGUAAGUAAAUUCUUCUAAAUAUGAGAAAUGUCUUGCUAGAUCUGGUCAGUUCAAGAAUGAUCUUAUUAGAAAUAAAAAAUCUUUAGAACACUUUAUAUCCUUUUCUUUUUUUUUCAUUGCUUUAACUUAUUUGCAAAAUUUCAAAAGCAAUUAGAUAAGCAAUUGAUUUUUUGCAAAGGUCUUUACCUGACAUGAAAACCAACAGAAACCCAUGCUAUAACGAAAUAAGGUAAAAAUGUAAAUUCAUUGUUCUUACCACAAAAGCAAAGUUUUGGGACCAAGAUACUUUUUUUUUCUUUUUUACUAUUCAGUUUAGAUGGAAAUAACUGGAAAAUUAUGGUUUGGGGCCAACGACGAGAAAAAAGUUAAAUUUUGUUACAUAUUGUUAUCGGUUAUCACCGAUAAGGUUAUUGUUAUCGAUUUAUCGGUUAUCGUGAUAUAUAUAUAUAUAUAUAUUUUUUCAUUAUUGCACCCAACUAUGCUGAGUAUGUAUCUCUCUAGUCUAGACCAGUACUCUUCACACUUUUUAAUGGUGUCCACCACAAAGUAAAUCUUAAAAAAAAAAUCUGUCCACCCUAACCUUUCUCCUGCUCUGAAAACCUCACAUUCUUGAUCUUGUAUAUCUAAUUAUAAAGUGUACGUUUGCUGAAAAUACAGUUUAUUUCAAACUUU
Scylla paramamosain (green mud crab) is the source of this 7413-nucleotide messenger RNA. Its product is annotated as sodium- and chloride-dependent GABA transporter 1-like. Gene Ontology annotation, cellular component: plasma membrane. The coding region runs from base 113 to 2251 and encodes 712 amino acids. The record is from RefSeq and is a predicted model, not a curated record. The transcript is spliced from 16 exons. Lineage: Eukaryota; Metazoa; Arthropoda; Malacostraca; Decapoda; Portunidae. Gene Ontology annotation, biological process: sodium ion transmembrane transport.